This is a messenger RNA of Cinclus cinclus, 1971 nucleotides long. RefSeq names its product taxilin alpha (gene TXLNA). Gene Ontology annotation, molecular function: syntaxin binding. The coding region runs from base 205 to 1788 and encodes 527 amino acids. The record is from RefSeq and is a predicted model, not a curated record. NCBI's taxonomy places the organism in Eukaryota, Metazoa, Chordata, Aves, Passeriformes, Cinclidae. The transcript has 11 exons.
CGAGCCGCUCCCUCCGCGCCGGUACCGCCGGAACCGCCACAACCGCCGCGACAUCGGCACCGGCCGGGCACCGGCACCCACCUCCCCCGCCGAUGCGCCGGGCCUUCGCCGUGCCCUGCGCGCCCGUUGGCUGAGGAACUAGACGACAUCUGCGUCAGACCGCCGGCGCUGACGUCACGGGUCUGAGAGGGUGGAAAGGCUGUGAUGAAGAACCAGGCAGUGGAGACCAAAGCAGCUCCACGUCCUUCCAGAACAAGCAGCGGGAUGGGGCUGGAAGAGGGAGAUUCACCAGAGGCUGCAGCUCCCCUGGAAGCUCCUCUCACACAGGAAGAUCCCAAACCCUCCCGGCCGGCCGUGCGCGACGUCUCGGAGGAGCUGAGCCGGCAGCUGGAGGACAUCCUCAACACCUACUGUGUGGAUGCCAGCCAGGAGAACCAGGGGGAGGACGGAGGGCAGGGAGAGCCUCCCGAGCCCGAGGAACCCGAAAAGGGACGGAGUGAAUCCCCCAGGAACGGGGAACAGGAACCAGGAGGCCCCGAGAUGAACGGGGAGAAGGAGAGCACCAAGGGAAACGAGGAAUUCCGGCCUGGAGAGGAGGGCGGCGAGAGGGAUCAGAAGAAAGCUCAGGAGAAGAAGAAAGCCAAGGGUUUAGGCAAGGAAAUCACUUUGCUGAUGCAGACCCUGAACACCCUGAGCACAUCAGAGGAGAAACUGGCAGCACUCUGCAAGAAAUACGCUGAGCUGCUGGAAGAGCACAGGAACUCACAGAAGCAGAUGAAGAUCCUGCAGAAGAAGCAGAGCCAGCUGGUGCAGGAGAAGGAUCACCUGCAGAGUGAGCACAGCAAAGCCAUCCUGGCCCGCAGCAAACUGGAGAGCCUGUGCCGGGAGCUGCAGAGGCACAACCGAACCCUCAAGGAGGAAGGUGUCCAGCGUGCCAGGGAGGAGGAGGAGAAGAGGAAGGAGGUGACCUCACACUUCCAGGUGACUCUGAACGACAUCCAGCUGCAGAUGGAGCAGCACAACGAGAGGAAUUCCAAACUGCGCCAGGAGAACAUGGAGCUGGCAGAGAGGCUCAAGAAGCUCAUCGAGCAGUACGAGCUGAGGGAGGAGCACAUUGACAAGGUGUUCAAGCACAAGGAGCUGCAGCAGCAGCUGGUGGAUGCCAAACUGCAGCAGGCCCAGGAGAUGCUGAAGGAGGCAGAGGAGAGGCACCAGCGGGAGAAGGACUUUCUGCUGAAGGAAGCUGUGGAAUCACAGAGGAUGUGUGAACUGAUGAAGCAGCAGGAGACCCACCUCAAGCAGCAGCUGGCUCUGUACACAGAGAAGUUUGAGGAAUUCCAGAACACCCUUUCUAAAAGCAGCGAAGUGUUCACCACGUUCAAACAGGAGAUGGAGAAGAUGACCAAGAAAAUCAAGAAGCUGGAGAAGGAGACCACCAUGUACCGUUCCCGCUGGGAGAGCAGCAACAAGGCCCUCCUGGAGAUGGCAGAAGAGAAAACCCUGCGGGACAAGGAGCUGGAGGGGCUGCAGGUGAAGAUCCAACGCCUGGAGAAGCUUUGCCGGGCGCUGCAGACGGAGCGCAACGACCUCAACAAGAAAGUGCAGGACCUGUGUGCCCACACGGACCUGUUGGAGCCUCUGAAGGAGCCACCCCGGGACAGCUCCGAGGCAGCUCCGGAUUCCCAGAGCUCGGGAAAGGCCCCGCAGAACCCGGAUCCUGCAGAAAUCCCGGCGGAACUGAGCACGGGAGGGGCGGGGCAGAGCGGGACUGAGGAGGGCACUGAGUGAGCCCCGGGCUGGGCACAGAGCUGGGCUGAGGGAGGGUGACCUGGGAGCUGCUUUAGAUUCUCCUCUGCCUGUCCUGGGACAGGUGGGAAAAGACAGGACACAGCCCUCCUGGGGAUGUGAGAUUUCCUAGUUUAGGUUUUUUGGAGGGUUUUUUUUAAGAUUUUAUAUAUAUAUAUAUAUAUA